AUGGCCAAACAUCUUCUGCAAAACACACACCAUUUGGGCAAUAAAACAGAUCCUGGGCUUUUCCAAUUAGUAUCCAAUCAGUUAUUCCAGCAUGUGGCAGACCAGGUUGAUAAGAGGUACUUGAUUAGAUGCAGUUAUAUUGAAAUCUACAAUGAAAAGAUCAAUGACCUCCUGGAUAAGAGCAAUCAGGGUUUAACUAUAAGAGAAGAUAUCAAAGGAAAUGUGCUGCUUGAUGCAAGGGAAGCUGUCGUAGACAAUGUUGAUAAAGUUAUGGAGAACAUGAUGCAGGGCAUAAGAUCAGACGAGUUGCAGCUACUCGCAUGA
Acanthoscelides obtectus is the source of this 324-nucleotide messenger RNA. NCBI's taxonomy places the organism in Eukaryota, Metazoa, Arthropoda, Insecta, Coleoptera, Chrysomelidae. The record is from the annotation of a GenBank genome assembly.